UUUUGGGAUGACCAACUAACUGGUGAGGAGAUGGAUCUAAUUUGUGGAUCAUACGAGGUUGCAACAGGUUUCGUUUCAAAGGAGGGUAAACAACAGAUGGCGAUAAAGUCUUGGUGGCCUCGUUCAGGUUCCUGGAGAUCUUGUGGUCUCAAUUGUGGAUAUUGGUCGAGAGAUGCAGAAGAUUGGUUCCGAAACCGUUUGGACCAAAUC
This is a messenger RNA of Lentinula edodes (shiitake mushroom), 210 nucleotides long. RefSeq lists its product as uncharacterized. Lineage: Eukaryota; Fungi; Basidiomycota; Agaricomycetes; Agaricales; Omphalotaceae. The record is from RefSeq and is a predicted model, not a curated record. The annotation marks the transcript as partial. The transcript is spliced from 2 exons.